CCCUGUAUGACUCCUCUCUGUUCUGUGACAGCCUCCUCUUCUCCACUGUGUUCAGCGGAUGUUUGCCUCACAGACUGAGGGGGAGCUCAGAGUGACCCAGGUUCUUAAAGAAAAAUUUCCUCAAGCUACAGCUAUCAAAGUCACUGACAUUUCAGGAGGCUGUGGGGCGAUGUAUGAAAUCCAAAUCGAGUCAGAAGAAUUUAAGGAGAAGAGAACUGUCCAGCAGCACCAGAUGGUAAAUCAGGCACUAAAGGAAGAAAUCAAAGGGAUGCACGGAUUACGGAUCUUUACCUCUGUCCCCAAGCACUGACCACAUCUGCUGUAUAGAUGCUGCUGCUUAAAACCUUGGAUGAACUUGACUGACGCCAUGCUUUCCAAGGAAUUUGCCAAAAAUGUAUCUAUUUUGUUCAUAGAUAUUUCCGUAUUAUAAUUAUAGAGGAAUAUGUUAUCUAUUUAGAUGUUAAUUAAAGACAACAGACAACUGAA
Molecule: messenger RNA, 486 nt
Organism: Condylura cristata (star-nosed mole)
Lineage: Eukaryota; Metazoa; Chordata; Mammalia; Eulipotyphla; Talpidae
Gene: BOLA3
Product: bolA family member 3
Exons: 3
Coding region: 59-310 (83 amino acids)
Source: RefSeq, a predicted model, not a curated record